This is a messenger RNA of Parnassius mnemosyne (clouded apollo), 2502 nucleotides long. NCBI's taxonomy places the organism in Eukaryota, Metazoa, Arthropoda, Insecta, Lepidoptera, Papilionidae. The record is from the annotation of a GenBank genome assembly.
GUGUUUCAGCUGUGAAUCAUGGGCGAGAUAUUGCUUCCCCAAUUCCCCUUGGUCAUCUCUGAAAUUUCAAGAAAUGUUAUAUUCUGAAAAUAAGAUGCUGUGCGUUGAGGUAAAUCACCUAAUAAUAAUAUGUUACUCUUCUGCUUCUUACAAGACUAUUUUCAACAAGGACAAAAACAUUAGAUAGAUAGAUGAUGAUUGUCUGUAAAGAAAUACAGAAACAAACUUUAAAAAAAACAGACAGAGAAAAUUAUUUAUACAAAAAAUGUAGAAAUCAAGUGAAAAAAAUUUGUCAACUGAAAAAAACUAUUCGGAAGAUGAGAAAAGGAGAUGCCCUCAACAUUUUAGAAAACAAUAAGUCUGUAGCAAAACUAAUGCAGAGGCUGACGCCGUCUUUUGCGCUGAUGCUACAGGCUCAAUUGAAAAAUGAUGGAAAGAAAUUUAAAGGCAGAAGGUGGACAUUCGAUGAAAAAGUAGUCGCAUUGAGGUUAUUUAAAAGGUCCCCAACGUGCUACCGAUUAUUAAGAAGGAUGUGGUGCCUUCCAUCACCUAGCACAUUAAAUAAUUUAUUGAGGUUAUUUUCAUUAAACGUGGGUAUCAAUGAUAAUAUCUUUAAUAGCCUAAGAGAAAAAGUAAAAAAACAACUGCCCUCAAAUAAUGAAUACAUAUUGAUAUUUGAUGAAAUGUCUAUUAGAGAACAUCUUCAAUAUAAUAAUAAAGAAGAUAUGGUGGAAGGCUACCAAGACCAUGGUGUCCAUGGUCGAACAAACCAGGUAGCUACACAUGCACUUGUGUUCAUGGUAAAGUCAAUCAGAGAACAAACAAAACAGCCCAUUGCCUAUUAUUUAUCCAGCUCCUAUGUUACUGCGGAUAGACUGAAAGUCAUAAUAAAAGAGGUAUGUACCUAAAGAAAUUAUUUCUUUAUGUUAUGACACUAGCAGUGUACCGUGGUUCCACCCGUGUAAAUCCCAAUUUCGUGGAAUAAAAAAUAGGUUUUUUACUUAAUACUUACCAAGUUUUAAUGAAAUCGGGCUAUUUGUUUGGGAGAUUGCCUGGUACAAACAUCCAUUCCAACUUACAAACACUUCUUUAUAACAUUAUUUGGUAUACUUAGAUUGACUUAGAACUUUACUUAAAACCAAAUAUGUAGAAGCAAAAUUAUUUACUUUUCUGGUAACUGGAGCAUGUCUCAAAAUAGGACUAAAUAUAUUGCUGCAACAAUAUGUGACAUGAACGGUGUCAAUAGAAGAGUUUUGACCUUAUUGGGAGCCACUGAAGAAUCUCCAUUCUUCGGUAUAAAUGGGACGGAGGUGGUUGCGCUCUUUGAUGCGCCACAUUUAUUAAAAUGUUUUAGGAAUAUAUUUUUAAAGUAUAAUAUUAAAUUUUCUACAAAUAUAAGAUCAAAUGAAUCAAAAGGUCAAGGUAUAGCUAAAUGGAGUCACAUUCAAGAAUUUUACGAAUUAGAUCAUAAAAAUGAAAUUUUUCGUUUUCGCACCUAAGCUCCACAGGGAGCAUCUAAACCCAAACGCAAAACAAAAGAUGCGCGUAAAUUUGGCUGCACAGGUGUUUAGCCACUCAGUUUCUGCAGGCUUAUAUUCAAAAAUAUCUGACGGUACAGUAUUUAUAUCUUGUCUGCUAUCAAUAAUUAUUAUUGUUUUCUUUAUUUCUUCAAGUAUUUAUUGUAUUUUUGUAUUUUAUUAAGUAGUAGAGCCAUGCUGCAGCUAUAUUAGUAGUAUAGUUGUAGCACGAAUAGGUCGGCUCGACCGGGAAAGGACCACGCUCUCACAGAAUAUGAGCGUCAAAUAGCAGCUUCAUGCUGCUGUGUUUCGUAUGGUGACUGUAGAGAACCGGAGACCCUUUUUACUGGAAAAGAGGCAUCUUAGUCCACACGGGUGAUUCGCAAACGAGAAUAAAUGUAGAUGUCUAUGGGCCACAGCAACCACUUCCAUCAGGUGGACUGUGUGCUCGUUUGUCACCCUAUCCUAUAAAAAAAAAGAUGUAGUUGUGUUUUCUUUUUUCAGGGGUUCUCACUACUGAAGCUCUUGCAACAGCCGAGUUAGUUUCAAAAAUGGACAAACUGUUUGACCUACUGAAUAGCAGUACAUCUAAUUUAAAAAAUGGUAAACCACAUGCCACAAACAUAUCGAAAACAUCUCCACAUUGGGAAUUUUUCAAUGAAAUGAGAGGAUUCUUCAAAAGUUUAAUAUUAAUAGGAUGCCAGAGAGCACCACCUUCUAUAAUGGGUUGGUUAUGGACUAUGAAUGGUGUAAAACAUUUAUAUACCAAUUUAACAAAAAAACACAAAAACAUUCGUUCUAUUUCAACCAGGGCUCUUCAACAAGACCCUCUAGAAAAUUUAUUUGGGGCUAUAAGAUCGAACUGCGGUUCUAACGUCAACCCAACAGUGCGCCAAUUUGUGGCUGCUUUGAAAAGUACAAUUUUUUCAAAAUUAAAUAGCUCAACGAAAGGAAAUUGUGAAGAAGAUAACAAUAAAGCAAUUGU